Messenger RNA from Helianthus annuus (common sunflower), 1197 nucleotides. RefSeq lists its product as uncharacterized. Lineage: Eukaryota; Viridiplantae; Streptophyta; Magnoliopsida; Asterales; Asteraceae. The coding region runs from base 1 to 1197 and encodes 398 amino acids. The transcript is spliced from 3 exons. The record is from RefSeq and is a predicted model, not a curated record.
AUGGAAAUGUUGAAGAGCAUGCAAGCGGAGAUGCAAAAGAGGAACCAAAUGGAUGAUGCUCGCAUUCAAAAAGACGAGGCCCGAGACAAAGCGAUUCAAACUUUGACCACCCAAAUGGGUCAACUUGCAACCGAGGUGUCCGAAUUGAAGAAAGGCAAAGGUCAAUUACCAAGUGACACUAAGGUAAAUCCGUCUCAUGGUACUUCAAGAGAAAAAGAAAAAGUAAAUGAGAGUGAGGGGUCGAGUGAAGUACCAUUCCCUUCGGCUUUAUUAGAUCCGGGUAGAAAGAAUUUUAUUUCAAAACGGGGUCCUCAAAAAGAGGAAAUGUGGGAGGUUUUUAAACAGGUUAAAAUCAAUCGUCCUUUGCUUGAAGCUAUUAAACAGGUUCCCGCUUACGCAAAGUUUUUAAAAGAAUUGUGUACCCAAAAGAGGCAACAAAAAGUGCCUAAAUUGGUUGAUUUGAAGGAGCGGGUAAGUGCGGUUUUAAAAGGAGAUCUUCCUCCUAAGUUACAAGAUCCGGGAACACCUUUUAUAAAUAUUCAAGUAGGAAAUUUUCAAACUACGAGGGCGUUACUGGAUCUUGGAGCCGGAACAACGGUGGUAUUAGCCGAUUUGUCUCAUAAACUUCCUCGGGGAAUUGUACGGGAUGUGAUAGUUAAGGUUGAUGAGUUCUAUUAUCCCGUGGACUUUCUUGUGCUAGACUACUCAUCCGCGGACCCAAUUCAACAACAAAAUAUUAUUUUGGGUCGGCCGUUUUUAAACACUGCACAUGCCGUUAUUGAUUGUCGAUAUGGUACGGUCGACAUGACAUUUGGUAAUAGAAAGAUGAGAUUAAACGUUUUUACUAAUGGUACUAAUGUUUAUGAUGAGUGUUUUGUAGCAAACUUCAUAGAUGAAUAUGACCCAAAGGAGUUCGAGGAAGAGAUUUUGGGUUCUUGUGUUCGUGGUGUGUCUUUGCAGGUGCACGCAUGUGAUUUGGAAAAAGAAGAGAAAGAGCAAGAGGCUCUUGCGGUGAAGGAAGGAAAUCCACCAUGGACCUACCAAAUGGAUACAUUACCGGUAGAAAUUGAUUCGGGCACAAAACCUUCUUUGGAAAGUCCACCAUGUGUGGAGUUAAAGGAGUUACCAAAGCACCUAAAGUAUGCAUUCUUGGGGGAGAAUGACACUUUACCGGUGAUCAUUGCUUCCAACUUGUAG